AAGCAGGAGAUAAUCUGAUAUGCAAUACAGAAGAUGACUCGGUGUCAAAUUCAUUACCUUUGCUAAUAAUACUUCUCAUUCUAACUACUAUACCUCUACAGCGAAAUUAAAUGACAGCUAAAAAUAGGUUAGUUCUUUUUCAGCAGGCAUGGAAGGUGUUUAGGCCUCCCGCGCGUUAAAUUCAUAAACAAAAAUGGAUUAACACAUCAUUACACUAGUAAACCGUACCUGAAUUACAACAGCACAAUUUUUAAGUAAAAUGGAUUUUGAACAUCUGGAAGUGGUGUUACUCCACAAGUACCCACAAUAUUUGAAGUCCUGCUGCGAACUGAUCAACAAUGAGUGGCCACGCAGUGAAACAGCAAGAAUCAUGUCUCUCCAAGCCUCUUGCGACGAAUUACCCACCAGUUUAAUUUUAGUAAAUAAAGAAAAACAUCUUUUCGGACAUUGCAAGCUCACAGCUAUACCCAGUAUGCCAAAAAGCUGUUUUGUAGAAACUGUAGUAAUAAGCAGAUCGAUGCGGGGCAAAAAAUUAGGUACCUUUCUAAUGAGAAAAGUUGAGGAUUAUUGUAAAAACGUGCUAAAAUUAGAAAUGAUUCAUUUAUCGACCAAAGGGCAAGAGGAUUUUUACACUAAGUUAGGUUACGUAGUUUGCCCGCCAGUUAGCAUUUAUGGCAGUAGUAUUAGUUAUAGUUAUAACAGUAAAGGAAAGUGUGGUACUCUAACCACGCCAGUGCCAAUACAGAAUAUCGAUAAUAGUGCAGCGCUUAAUGAUAAUAGUGCUGCACCGCCACCCCCCCCGAUGCCGAAACCGCAAAGUAUUAUAAAUACUUUGAAAAGCAACCGAACAUACAUGUUCAAAUAUUUAAUUUGACAUACAAAGCGUUUUUUUAGUCUGUAAUAAAUACAAUUGAAGUACA
Messenger RNA from Pararge aegeria (speckled wood butterfly), 920 nucleotides. It is a transcript of the gene Naa80, whose product is annotated as N-alpha-acetyltransferase 80. The transcript has 2 exons. Gene Ontology annotation, biological process: protein acetylation. Lineage: Eukaryota; Metazoa; Arthropoda; Insecta; Lepidoptera; Nymphalidae. Gene Ontology annotation, molecular function: N-acetyltransferase activity; acetyl-CoA binding. The coding region runs from base 260 to 874 and encodes 204 amino acids. The record is from RefSeq and is a predicted model, not a curated record. Gene Ontology annotation, cellular component: cytoplasm.